AUGAAGAACUACAUUAAAGAUUUUCUGGCCAAGGAUACACCUGUCACGCACAAUGUCCAUCCUUACACGUCUACAUCGUCAAGAGGAGCAGUAACCGACAAUACAGAGCUACACAACCUCGCCCGUCGUGGCGAGGACGACGGCAAGGUAAAAAAUUCCAUUGUGGUAACGGAAGACCACUCGUCAGACAAUAUCGACUUCGAAGUUGGGAAAACCAGGCUUGCAGACGUCAAGAGUGGUAAUCUAGACCCGCUUUCACAGCAGCUCUCCCAGCAGGCCCUCGAGGACGAGUACGCCGGUAUCACAGUCGAGGAUGACUCGCCUUACCCAGAGGUUCGCGCCGCCGUUCCAUCGACCGACGACACAUCCCUUUGCCAAAACACUUUGCGUAUGUGGGUUUUGGGCAUGAUCAUGACCACCAUUGGGUGUGGUUUAAACAUGUUGUUCUCAAUGCACGCUCCAUCAGUUGUCUUAACCAGUUACGUAACAGCCAUUUUAGCGUGGCCCUUGGGUCGUGCGUGGGACAAAGUUAUGCCCAACAAACGUCUUUUCGGCAAAUGGGGGCCCCAACUCAACCCUGGCCCUUUCAACGUCAAAGAACACGCUAUUAUCACCGCCAUGGGUAACGUUUCAUUUGGUGGUGGUAAUGCCUAUGCUACCGAUAUUAUUCUCUCUAUGAACAACUUUUACGGGAAAGACUUUGGAUGGGGGUUCAACCUCGUCGCUAUAUGGUCGACACAGUGCAUUGGAUUUGCGUUUGCUGGCUUGUCAAGGAAGAUCCUGGUCGAAUCGGCAUCUAUGAUCUGGCCUGCCAAUUUGGUGGCUUGUACUUUCCUUACCAACAUGCACGUCAAUGAAAACCAUGUUGCCAAUGGAUGGAAGAUCUCAAGAUUAAAAUUCUUCUUGAUCGUUUUUAUUGCUGGGUUUGUCUACUACUGGUUCCCAGGGUUCAUUUUUCAGGCGCUUUCCUACUUCGCUUGGGUCACUUGGAUCAAGCCCAAGAAUGUUUUACUCAAUCAAGUUUUUGGUGCCAGUAGUGGCCUUGGGCUAUUCCCUCUUACAUUCGACUGGAAUCAAAUUGCAGGUUACAUUGGAUCACCUUUGAUUCCACCCGUUGGGGCCCUUGUCACCAUCCUCUUGUCAAUGGUUACGAUCUUUUGGGUUGUCGUGCCAGCGGUACACUACUCCAAUGUGUGGUAUGGCAAGUAUUUACCGAUCUCCGAUUCGAGUUCGUAUGAUAGGUUUCAAGAGCCAUACCAGGUUAAAAAGAUUGUCACCGAAAACUUGUCUUUCGACAAAGUGGCCUACGAGAAUUACUCCCCUCUUUUCUUGUCUGCAACUUUUGCCAUUUCGUAUGGGCUGUCCUUUGCCGCGACGACAUCGACCGUUGUGCACACAGCUAUUUUCCAUGGAAAAGACAUCUGGGCGGCUGUUAGAGGCCGCAAGGGAGAAGAAGAAGACGUUCAUAACAGACUGAUGAGAAACUACGAGGAUGUUCCUAGCUGGUGGUACGGCGUUGUAUUUUUAGUCUUCUUCGCUCUGGCUAUUGCCACAAUCAGAGCUUGGCCAACUGAGAUGCCUGUGUACACUCUGAUCAUUGCACUUUCAAUUGCAGCUUUCUUUAUGCUACCCGUUGGUAUUGUCUUAGCAUUGACAAACAUUACGGUAGGCCUAAACGUCAUUACCGAGUUCAUCAUUGGUUAUAUGACCCCAGGUAAACCGCUUGCAAUGAUGUUUUUCAAGACCUUUGGCUUUAUCACCAAUUACCAGGCGGUCUUUUACGUUCAGGACAUGAAGUUGGGACAUUACAUGAAGGUUGCACCUAAAACGCUUUUCUGGGGACAAUUUAUUGCAACUUUGUGGGGUGCUCUAGUUCAAGUCUGUGUCUUGAAAUGGGCUCUCGGAAAUAUCGAGGAUGUUUGCACCCCCCACCAAGCUUCUCAUUUCACUUGUCCUGGAUCCAGAGUGUUUUUCAACGCCUCUGUCAUCUGGGGUGUCAUUGGCCCUCAGAGAAUCUUUUCUGCUGGUCAGAUUUACAAUAAAGUGAUGUACUUUUUCAUCCUGGGUGCGGGUCUGCCCGUGAUGAACUGGGCAAUUUUGAAAAAAUGGCCAACGUCGCUGAUCAGGCACCUCAAUUGGCCAGUAUUCUUCUCCGGCACUAAUCUAAUUCCUCCAGCAACCCCUUACAACUACGGUGCCUAUUGCAUGGUUGGUAUUGGGUUCGGGUACUUUAUCAAGAAGCGGUUUUUCCACUGGUGGACUAAAUACAACUACUCGCUUUCCGCCGGACUGGACAUUUCUCUGGCUUGGUCGUCCCUAUUCAUUUUCGUGACGCUGGGGCUAACCAACGCCAACGCACCCAAUUGGUGGGGCAACAACGUCAUCAAUACCGUGGAAUACAAUGGUGAGGCUAUUCAGCAUAUCCUAUCUCCAGGCGAAAGUUUUGGCCCAGCAAAAUGGUGA
Messenger RNA from Lachancea lanzarotensis, 2463 nucleotides. Its product is annotated as LALA0S09e04126g1_1. The record is from RefSeq and is a predicted model, not a curated record. Gene Ontology annotation, molecular function: oligopeptide transmembrane transporter activity. The transcript has a single exon. Lineage: Eukaryota; Fungi; Ascomycota; Saccharomycetes; Saccharomycetales; Saccharomycetaceae. Gene Ontology annotation, biological process: transmembrane transport. Bases 1 to 2463 code for a protein of 820 amino acids.